AUGUCAGCCAUCCUCUCCGCCGACGACUUGAACGACUUCAUCUCGCCCGGCGUCGCCUGCAUCAAGCCCAUCGAGACCCUGCCCGCGACAGCCCCACCCCACCCCGACUGCAGCAACACCACCGAGCAGCAGCUCGAGCACGAAGUGAUCCUCGACGGCCUCCCUGGCAGCACCAACACGACGGCAACCCCAAACGCGCCCGCCGAGAUCUCCCUCACAGACUGCCUCGCGUGCUCCGGGUGCGUGACGUCGGCCGAGGCCGUGCUCGUCAGCCUGCAGAGCCACGCCGAACUGCUCAGCGUGCUGGACGCGGCGCCCGGCCUGCGGGUAACACCACAACGAAAUGGGAACGAGGAGAAGGGUGUGGGUGCGGGUGUGGGUGCGUGGAGGGUCGAGGGGCUGGAGAACCCAGACAGCAAGCUCUUCGUCGCCAGCGUAUCGCCGCAAACGCGCGCCAGUCUCGCCGCGGCCGUUGGAGGCAACCUCAGCGAGCGGGAUGCCGGACGCAUGGUGUCUCAGCUGCUGAUGGGCGAGGGCGGGCUGCGCGCCGGCGGACGCUGGAACAACGCCUUCACGUGGGUGACGGACACAAACGCGGCGCGGGAGGCCUGUCUCGUGCUCGGCGCCGAGGAGGUGCUGGCCGAGUCCACCACACAAGUCGCAAAGCCCAUCCUGACGUCGAGCUGUCCGGGCUGGGUGUGCUACGCCGAGAAGACGCACCCCCACGUGCUGCCGCACGUCUCGCGGAUAAAGUCGCCACAGGCGCUGAUGGGGACGCUGCUGAAGACGACGCUGAGCCGGGUGCUAGGGAUCUCUCCGGACCGGAUAUGGCACCUUGCGGUCAUGCCGUGUUUCGACAAGAAACUGGAGGCUAGUCGCGAGGAGCUGACAGAUUCGGUCUGGAACGGGGAUGGGCAGCCCGGAAGGGGCGUGCGGGACGUGGAUUGCGUUAUCACGAGCAAGGAGAUACUAAUGCUCACUGAGUCAAGGGGUAUCGAUUUCUUCAAUCUAUCCAAAGCGCCCAUACCUAAGUCUUUACGGACACCGUUUCCCGACCCUACUCUCCAGAACUUCAUAUUCCCUCCACGUCGGACCGGCCAGUCAGAUCUCGUGGCUGGAACUUCGGGAGGCAACCUAUACUACACCUUGCAAUACGUCGCUUCCCGACACCCCGGAUCCAAGCUGGAGUUGGUGCGUGGCAAAAAUGCCGACGUGUUUGAGUACAACGUCAUCUCAGCAUCUGGUGAGCCUGUCAUGAAGGCCGCGCGAUGUUAUGGCUUCCGGAAUAUCCAGAAUCUGGUCCGAAAAUUAAGGCCGGCGAGACCGUCGCGGAUGCCAGGCGGGAAAGUAGUCGGUAGAAGGCCCGUGGGUAAGCCAGCUGGUCUGGAAUAUUCCUAUGUCGAGGUCAUGGCAUGUCCUGGCGGUUGUACCAACGGUGGAGGCCAGAUCAAGAUUGACGACCCCGUGGUCGCUGAUCGGAAGGGUCUCGAGUCGAAGCCAGGGCCGCUAGAGCAGAAGCAGUGGCUGGCCCAAGUCGACGAAGCGUAUUUUUCGGCGGAGGAUUCGGAGACGGAUGACGCCAACGAGAGCUUCGUGCCGAGCGGCGGAGCAAGAGGUGACGAGGUCGGAGGCAUUUCUCCAUCAUAUAUUCGGGAUACCCUGGCGCUUUGGAGUAGCAUAACAGGUAUAGACAUGGAUAGACUAGUGUCGACGAGCUACCGGGAGGUCGUGAGCGACGUUGGCAAGGACAAGGCUAGCGACACAGAGCGAGUAGUCCAGCUCGCCGGCAAGAUCGGUGGCGGUUGGUAG
Anthostomella pinea is the source of this 1809-nucleotide messenger RNA. The record is from the annotation of a GenBank genome assembly. NCBI's taxonomy places the organism in Eukaryota, Fungi, Ascomycota, Sordariomycetes, Xylariales, Xylariaceae.